AUGGCCGAUGUCGCUAGUCCUCUGUCAGACGAAGAUGAAGACGCAGACGGUUCCGAUGAUGGUGAUUACGACGCCCCCUCUCCUCCAUCCAGAGCCAGCGUCGACUCCCGCCGGAGCAGCGUAUCCUCGGAUGCCUCGUCGGUGCCCCGCAAGCGCAAGGCCGAGCCAGAUGUAGACGAUGAUCAAUAUAUGCAAGAAAACCCAGAACUAUAUGGCCUUCGCCGAAGCGGUCGUGCUCGUCCAACUCGCCGAAUUAUCGAAAGUAGCGACGAAGAGCAAGACGAUAAUGACUCUGGCUCGGACGUCAACCCCGGCCGUGCCCGCAAACGCUUACGGCCGGCCACCUCCCGAAAUGCUUCAGUCCGUCAAUCUGAGUCGGGAUCUGAGUCGGACAGCGAUACUUACGGCGGUGCACGUGGUCGCGAAUUUGCAAAGAAGCACCGUCGCAGGUUGCAAGGAGCUUCAUCUCGCUCUGCAUCGGGGCUUGCAGGCGACCUUCGUUUCUCUACAAGACAAGCUGGCAAAGUCACGACAUACAAUGAAGAGGAUGGUGACGACUUCAGCGAAGAAGACACCGAAAACAUGACGCCCAACUACUGGGUUGCCGCUGAGGACAACUCUCCUGGUAUAGACAUUGUUCUCAACCACAGAGUUGGCGAGGGUAAAGACACCGAAUAUCCCGAAAAGCAAGACUACGAGUUCUUCAUCAAAUGGCAAGGCAAAGCACAUUACCAUGCUACAUGGGAGCCUUGGACUGAGCUUACUUCUGUCCGUGGCUUUCGUCGUCUAGAAAACUACUACCGCAAAGUAGUCGAGGCCGAACAAUUUUUGAUUCAAGAUCCUGAUGUCGCCCCGGAAGAGCGCGAAAAGUACACGCUCGACCGCGAGACGUAUCUCGAGGCUCUGGAAGACUAUAUGAAGGUCGAAAGAGUAAUCGGAGAGCAAGUCGGAAACGACGGCAGAGAGUACUUUGUCAAGUGGAAAUCUCUUCCUUACGAUUCCUGCACCUGGGAAUCCGAAGACCUUGUCAGUGAGCUGGCACAAAACGAGAUUGACCGCUAUCUCGAUCGCUCAUCUCGACUACCCACUUCUGAUAAGCGCGAGUCAAACCUAGCAACCCGCUCGCCAUACAAGCCUUUCCGUACGCAACCUGACUACAUCAAGUUUGGUCAGCUCAGGGAUUUCCAACUGGCAGGUAUCAAUUUCCUUGCACACAACUGGUGCAAAGGCAACAAUGUCAUUCUUGCAGACGAAAUGGGUCUGGGAAAGACCGUUCAGUCAGUCUCCUUCAUGAGCUGGCUCAUCCAUGACCGUCGUCAAGAAGGACCUUUCUUGGUUGUCGUGCCGCUGUCGACUAUGCCUGCUUGGGCCGACACAUUUAACAAUUGGACGCCGGACCUCAACUACAUUGUUUACAAUGGCAAUGAGGCUUCUCGUAAAAUUCUACGUGAACACGAACUCCUUGUUGACGGCAACCCAAGAAAGACCAAAUUCAACGUCAUGCUCACGACUUACGAAUACAUCCUCCUCGACUCCGCCUUUUUAUCUCAGAUGAAGUGGCAAUUCAUGGCUGUGGAUGAGGCACAUCGAUUGAAGAACCGAGACUCACAGCUAUAUGUCAAGCUCAUGGACUUUGGCGCCCCGAGUCGUCUGCUCAUCACUGGUACGCCUCUGCAGAAUGAACUAAAAGAGUUGUCUGCCCUCAUGGAUUUCCUCAUGCCUGGCUUGAUCAAUAUCAAUGAUGAUAUCCCGAUCGACGAUUCCGAAGCUACCAGGCAAGCUCUUGAUGAACUGAUGAAAGCAAUCUCGCCGUAUAUGAUCCGUCGCGUGAAAGAGAAUGUCACUAGCGACUUGCCGGGCAAGACUGAAAAGAUCAUCCGAGUCGAAUUGUCAGAUGUUCAGUUGGAAUACUACAAGAACAUCCUGACACGUAACUACGCGGCUCUGAAUUCUGGCACCAAGGGACAGAAGCAGUCAUUACUGAACAUCAUGAUGGAACUCAAGAAGGCCAGUAACCACCCUUUCAUGUUCCCUAACGCCGAAGAUCGUAUUCUCGAAGGCAAGACUGGCAGGGAAGACCAGCUCAAGGCUCUCGUGACGAGCAGUGGAAAGAUGAUGCUUCUCGAUCGUCUUUUGACCAGAUUGAAGGCGGAUGGUCAUCGUGUCCUCAUCUUCAGUCAAAUGGUCAAGAUGCUUGACAUCAUUGGUGACUAUCUGCAUCUUCGUGGACACCAAUAUCAGCGUCUUGAUGGUACGAUCGCUGCCGGUCCAAGACGCCAGGCGAUCGAUCACUUCAAUGCUCCUGACAGCAAAGACUUCUGUUUCAUUCUUUCCACACGUGCCGGUGGUCUUGGUAUCAACCUUAUGACGGCCGACACCGUCAUUCUGUUCGAUUCAGACUGGAAUCCUCAAGCAGAUCUUCAAGCCAUGGCACGUGCCCAUCGUAUCGGCCAGAAGAAUCCUGUCACAAUCUACCGCUUCGUGUCGAAAGACACUGUUGAGGAAGAAGUUCUGGAGCGCGCUCGUAACAAGCUUAUCUUGGAGCACAUCACCAUUCACCAAGCCAUGACAGAGAAGGAAGCCAAGGCACUCAGAAACAAGCUUGACUCUGCUGGUGUGUCCACCGCUGAGCCUGUAGCACAUGAUGAUCUGUCCCGUAUUCUCAAACGUCGUGGACAAAAGAUGUUCGAGCAAUCUGGCAACCAAAAGAAGCUUGAAGAACUUGAUAUCGACGCUGUCCUCGAGAAUGCCGAAAUCCAUCAGACUGAACAAGCAGGUGCCGGCAUCACGGCGAGUGGUGGCGCAGACUUCUUGAAGAGUUUCGAAUACACCGAUGUCAAGCUUGAUCUCGAAUGGGACGACAUCAUCCCCAAGGAGCAACUCGAGGCCCUCAAGGCUGAAGAGAAAGCGAAGAACGAAGCGCAAUACUUGGAGUCCGUCAUCGAAGAGAACCAACCAAGAAACGCCAAGCGCAAGUCUAGGGAAGAUGAUGCCCGAGAACAGCGUGCCGCCAAAAAGCGAGCUCGAGACCUCGCAGCUCAAGCAGCGGCUGACAUCGAGUCUGACAAUGAGUCCAACGCUGGCGCAGAUCCCGCGCGCCCCAUGAGUGAGAAGGACAUCCGUAAUUUGAUACGCGCCUACGAAAAGUAUGGUUCGAUUGAAGAACGCCAGGAUGAAAUUAUCAGAGAAGCUAGACUUAUUGGUCGUAAUGUUGACCUUCUCAAGGCCACUCUUGAUGAGGUUGUGGGCAUCAGCAAGAAACUCCUUCAGGAAGAGCAAGACCGUGUCUUGGCCCUUGAGCGCGAGACCAACAAGCCCAUUACCAAGAAAGACAAGAAGGCUGUUCUGUUCGACUUCAAGGGUGUCAAGCGUUUGAACGCCGAGACUUUGACUGAGCGUCCCCUGGAGAUGCGCAUGCUUCGGGACGUCGAGAAGUCCCUUGGUGAUAAUUGGCGCAAUUUCCGUAUUCCAGAGGCUUCUAAGCCUGCUCACUACACUUGUCCCUGGGGAGCUCGCGAGGAUGGCAUGCUGUGCAUCGGCAUCGCAAAACACGGUUAUGGUGCUUGGGUGGCCAUUCGCGAUGACCCUGAUCUCGGAAUGGGCGACAAGUUCUAUCUUGAAGAACACCGAGUGGGCAUCAAAGAAGAGCGCACCAAGGCCGACGAGAAGAACGCAAAGUCGCCUGGAGCCGUGCAUCUCGUGAGACGUGCAAACUACCUCCUCAGUGUUCUCAAGGACAAGACGAGCAACGGUACCAACCUUGCAGCCAAGAGAGCGCUUGAGAACCACCACCGCAACAACAAGAAGGCCCUUGCCUCUAGCAGUCGCCGGCCUACAAGUGUGUCCGCAAGUCCAGCUCCUGGCGCGGCUCGUAAGCUGAACCGCGAGGAAUCUUACCGCUCGCGUCUCCACAAUGACCACCGUGGCUCGUCUGAUCGCCGCCAAUCAUCUAACAACGUUGGCCACAGAGCAUCGCCUGGUGGAGUUGAGCGCACUGAUAGAAACAGACACCACCGUGACUCCGAACCCAGAAAGCUCCCGCGUCAUGCUGGCUCUCCUCUGGCCCCCUCUAAUGGAGAACGCUCAGCAUCUGAUGAUCACAUGAGGCGUAUUGUCGAGCCCAUUCGUGACUGUCUGGGUCGUAUCAGAAAGGCCACGAAGAGUCAUAUUCCGGAUGACAAGGAGCGUGCAAACAGUCUGAAAGAAUCUUUGCAGACAGCUGGCAAGUUCUUCAAACAAAAAGCAGCCGAGAAGGGGAAGACAGUCGAAGAUAAACUCUGGGAUUAUCUUGCCGAAACAUGGUGGCCGCAGGCUAAGAACGUUGACAAACGCACGUCGGGCCAGAAGCUCCGAACGCUGUAUGAGAAGAUUGCAGCCGCAAACAAGGCGGCCUAA
Molecule: messenger RNA, 4395 nt
Organism: Aureobasidium melanogenum CBS 110374
Lineage: Eukaryota; Fungi; Ascomycota; Dothideomycetes; Dothideales; Saccotheciaceae
Product: SNF2 family DNA-dependent chromodomain-containing ATPase
Exons: 8
Coding region: 1-4395 (1464 amino acids)
Biological process (GO): nucleosome organization; regulation of transcription by RNA polymerase II
Cellular component (GO): nucleus; chromatin
Molecular function (GO): histone binding; chromatin binding; ATP binding
Source: RefSeq, a predicted model, not a curated record